AUGGUCACAAUGCCACGCUUCAUCAUGAUUAAUGUCAUGUUUUCUGGCAUUCGUUGCCUUAUCGUUCAACCUGGACGCUUGCUGGUCAGUCUGUUGAGCAGCAUCUUGCUUUUCCUGACCCGGUCCCUCUUCUCCCCCCCUGCGAUUUUGGUCACUACGGUCCCGACCGCCAACCCAAUCCUGGGGGCAGCGUUCAUUUGCAUAUCGCUGGCAGCCAUUACGUCGCCCGUCCCUUUGCUUCUGCUCGCCCGCGAUCUGUGGAACACGACUUCCAAUCUCAGAGUUGUCAGGAGCUUCAGACGAGCGGUUGGAAACAAGGUCUUGAGCAGGGCAUUGGAACGCCUUCCAUUCGCCUCACGCUCGAAAGGUACCACNNCACGAGGAUCUCGGGAUCCCAAGCAGAAGGACUACAAGGGUGCCGAACGUCCGAAUCGCACGGAUUCUGGAAAAGCUGACAAAUUGCAGGGCAAAGAUGACAAAGGAGCUGCCACUUCCUUUGCUCCGCCCUGCUUCGUCUGCCUCGAUAAGCCCUCCAGAUACAUCUUGGAACCAUGUGGGCAUCGGGUCGUGUGCGGAGACUGCGCAGUGCAACUUGUGGAUGCGGCUGCGCGGACUCGCACUGCUACAGAGGCUGACCGUGGCGGCGAUCGAGGAG
Symbiodinium sp. CCMP2456 is the source of this 655-nucleotide messenger RNA. The record is from the annotation of a GenBank genome assembly. NCBI's taxonomy places the organism in Eukaryota, Dinophyceae, Suessiales, Symbiodiniaceae.